Molecule: messenger RNA, 2843 nt
Organism: Cuscuta europaea
Lineage: Eukaryota; Viridiplantae; Streptophyta; Magnoliopsida; Solanales; Convolvulaceae
Source: the annotation of a GenBank genome assembly
GGUUUUAGCUGCAUUCAAGGAAGAUGUCUACUCCACUUUCCUUUCCUAUAUAUAAACUCACUCUCUUACAAAUCAAUCAAUCUGUUUCCCUGUCUGGUUUUUGUUCCCUUUUAUCUCCUUCUCUAUGAGAAAAUGGCAAAAGGAAUGUCCUUAGCCAUAAUAAUAAUAACAUUAACAACAAUAACUUUGUGUAACUUUCAAGUCGAGGGAAGGUUUCAACAUGAUCACCAAACAAAAGAAUUGCAAAAUCUCCGGGCAUCUCUCAUCAAAUCAUCAGCCCAUUCGGUUUCAUCGUCUUCACCGUACCCGCAAGAUCGUCCUACAUUGCUCGAAAGACGGCUUUCUUCGCCAUCGACGGCCACGAUUUUCCCACCACGGGUGUACCGAGUGACAUCGUACGGCGCAGAUCCAACCGGGGAAGAAGACAGUACGGAAGCAAUAAUGGCUGCGAUUACAGACGCUCUGAAUGGUCCGAGCGGGGAAGAGGAGGAGGGGUUCUUGUUCGCCGGGAUUCGGAAUCUCGGCGGUGCCCGGAUUGAUCUCCAGGGUGGGACCUACGUCGUUUCCCGGUCAUUGAAAUUUCCCGUCACCGGCCGAGGGAAUCUCAUUGUACGUGACAUAUACUCCAACUCUAUUUUAUGAUUUAUGUUUUGAAAAGUUGAUAUUUGGAAUUGAAUAGUCUUUUGAAUUAACUAUGCUCCUUAUUAAUUUCUGUCAUGAAGCUAUUCUUAAUAAUUUGAGUGAAUAUGUAAUUUUUUAAUGUUAACUUAAUGUAACUUUCAAAAAAUAUGUUAACUUAUUGUAGAAUUUAUAAGUAUCCUCCCUCCCAUUAGAAUUUGAUGACUUUACCUACACGAGUAGCGCAACUCAAUUAGUUGAGUGGUGGAAAAGUUGGAACAUUGGCUAAAGAUUGAAACACGCAAAGUUCGUGCGGAGAUUAUAGCUCAUGCAUGCUGGGUUGGACCUAUGCGCACAUGUUCAUGAUCUAUCAUCGUUGUAUUGACUGAGUCACGGCGACUUACAACUUCUCAAAUAUCUUGUUAGCUCAGAACGUGGAGUAUCUUUGGAGUUGGGGAUUCAACCUUUUGGAACACAAAUUUGAUGACUUUAAUUGGCACAUGAAAUCUUGAGAUACACGGUGGUACAUUAAGGUCAUCGGAAGUAUUCCCGGUGGACGGAUACCUUGUAGAUUUAUCGGCCGCCUCCGUCAACGGCCCAGCGUACAAUUUUGAGUUCAUAACCUUCAAAGACCUAUUGCUGGACUCUAACUUCAGGGGAGGGGGCAUUCAAGUGGUCAAUUCUCUACGAAUCAGCGUUGACAAUUGUUACAUUACCCAUUUUACUACCAAUGGCAUUUUGGUCAAAAGUGGUCACGAGACCUACAUCAGAAAUUCCUUCCUCGGCCAGCACAUAACCGCCGGCGGAGAUCCCGGCGAGCGGAAUUUCUCCGGCACGGCGAUAAACUUAAUGGGGAACGACAACGCCGUCACGGACGUCGUCAUUUUCUCCGCCCUCGUCGGGGUCAUGAUCUCCGGCCAAGCAAACCUGCUCUCCGGCAUCCACUGUUACAACAAGGCGACGGGAUUCGGCGGCACCGGAAUUUACAUAAAACUCCCCGGAAAGACCCAGACGAGGAUCGUGAACUGCUACAUGGAUUACACCGGAAUCGUCGCCGAGGAUCCCGUCCAGCUCCACAUCUCCAACUCGUUCUUCCUCGGCGAUGCCUUCGUUUCUUUGAAAUCCGUCGCCGGUACGGUCAUCGGGGUCAACAUCGUUGACAAUAUGUUCUCCGGUUCCGGAAAAGGCGUCAGUAUUGUCCAGCUGGACGACACGACACCGUUUAAGACCAUCGAACAAGUCGUGGUGGACAGAAACAACGUGGGAGGGAUGAAUCUGAAGUCCACCGUGGCAAGGGGUAGUGCCGAAGGAAACGGAACAAUAUGGACCGUUGAUCUAAACCCGAUUCUUCUCUUCCCUGAUCUUGCGAAGUUCGUGCAGUACACGUUUAGUUCGAGCGAGUCAUUUCCAAAACAUGUGUUGAGAAACACGUCGGACAAUCGAGUGGUGAUUGAGUCGGACGUUCAAGUCGCGGCCAAAGUCUUUGUCACCGUUGACCAGAGCAUACCUGAAUGAAUUUAUAAGUUGGGUGGGUGUGGGAUUAUUUCUCAAAAAAAAAAUUGUAUACUAGAGAGCCAAUGGAAGAAUUUUCUUUUUGUAAAUGCAAAUUCUACGGUAUUUUAGAAAUAGCAAUCCAUUGUAUUAAAAUUGAAUACUCCGUAAUUCUUGAGUAUAUAAUAGAGUUAAUUAUCAAAAUAGGACUAAAAGUCAUACACUUUUCACAAAUAGGACCAAAAAAUAAACUAUGUUUGCAUAGGACUAAUUAUGUGUACCUUGGACAAUUAUACUCUUAUAGGCUAUAGCUAUUAAAAUGAUUUAAUUCCUAAUAAAAUAAUAAAAAAUAAUAAAAAUUCGUAAAAAAUACUAAAAUAUUAAGAAAAACAUUUCGAUAUUAAAAAUUUAAUCAAUUUUUUUUUUUCAAAAAAUUAAAAAAAUUAAAAAAAAAUUUUAAAAAAAAAUAAUUAAAAAAAUAAAAACUCAAAAAAAAAUCGCCGCCGCCUGCCGCCUCAGCACCACCACCUCCAGUCACCAGGGGAAAAAAAUGCCAAGUUCAUUACGAAUGCCAUAUUUAUGGCAGAAAAAAAUGAAAAUGUUGGCAUUCGAAAAGAGAAAUAUGCCACUUUUUUGGCAUUUUCAGAAAAAAAUGACAUUUUUUGGGGAAAAUGACAUUUUUUCAUGGGUCGGAGGUGGUGGUGCUGGGAGGUAGUACAGGCGGUGGGAAAGGC